AUGCCACCAAAAAAAAAAAGAAAAGUUGGAGGUGAAGAAGAUUUAGCACCCAUUCUUCCUAAUGGAACUAAUUUUACUAACUCAAUUAUUCGUGAUGUGUUAACGAUUACAAAAUACAUUGGAAAUGGUGGUUUUGGAAGAAUAUAUGAAGGUAAGCUUAUUAAUAAAGGAACAAAAAUUUGCAUAAAAAUGGAGAAAAAAGAUAGUUCUGGUUUGUUUGUUGAAAAGGGGCAUUUUGAAAGAUUUUUAAAAAAAGAUUUGUUGGAAAAUUUUUUUAAAAAAGAAUUUAUUAGUUUACCUUAUUUGGUAUGUUUUGGAAUAUACACAAUAAAUUUAGAAGAUAAAUUAAGAUAUCUUGCUAUGCCAUUGUAUGAGGAAGGUCUAAAUGAUUUUAUAAAAGACAAAGUAGAUUCAAAAUUAAGUCAAGAAGAGGCAAAAAAAGUAUCUAUUUGCGCUUUAAAAGCUCUUGAAUAUCUUCAUAACGCUAAGAUUUCACAUCGAGAUAUAAAGAAGGAUAAUUUGAUGCUAUUAAAAAAAGGCAAUUUGGAUAAGGUUGUUCUCAUUGAUUUAGGGAUAUCCCAAUGGCAUACAAGAUUUAAUGAAACUAUAAAUCCUAAUGCAAAACACAGCGGAACAUUAUUAUAUACAAGUACUGAUGCUCAUCUUGGAAGAGAAGGUGUAUUUCGCUCAGAUUUAGAAAUUUUUGGGUAUAAUUUAAUAGAAUGGUUAAACGGUUCUUUACCAUGGAAAGGGUUAGAAUCAAAACCUGAAGAAAUUUAUCAAAUGAAGAAAAAAAUUGUAAAUGAUCCAAAAACAGAAAUUAAAUCAUUACUGCCAUCAAUAGAUACAUCUUUUAUUCAGGAACUUUUUCUUAUAUCUAGUUCACUUAAAUAUUCUGAAGUUCCGCCAUAUGACACAUUAAAAAAUUUUUUAAAAGGAUGGGUUACUACCAAAAAUAAUCAUAUAAAAACAGUUCCAUCAAAAAAGAAGUCGGUAAAACCUUCAAGUUUAUGUAAAAACAUUAGAAGAAGUGUAAGGAAUUGCGGAAAAAACAUUAAUUACGUUGAAUGA
Strongyloides ratti is the source of this 1071-nucleotide messenger RNA. RefSeq names its product Nucleosomal histone kinase 1. The record is from RefSeq and is a predicted model, not a curated record. NCBI's taxonomy places the organism in Eukaryota, Metazoa, Nematoda, Chromadorea, Rhabditida, Strongyloididae. Bases 1 to 1071 code for a protein of 356 amino acids. Gene Ontology annotation, cellular component: cytoplasm; nucleus. Gene Ontology annotation, molecular function: protein serine/threonine kinase activity; ATP binding. Gene Ontology annotation, biological process: peptidyl-serine phosphorylation; signal transduction. The transcript is spliced from 2 exons.